Gordionus sp. m RMFG-2023 is the source of this 1499-nucleotide messenger RNA. Its product is annotated as translocation protein SEC62-like. Gene Ontology annotation, cellular component: endoplasmic reticulum membrane; endoplasmic reticulum. The record is from RefSeq and is a predicted model, not a curated record. NCBI's taxonomy places the organism in Eukaryota, Metazoa, Nematomorpha, Gordioida, Chordodea, Parachordodidae. The transcript has 9 exons. Gene Ontology annotation, biological process: post-translational protein targeting to membrane, translocation. Bases 93 to 1241 code for a protein of 382 amino acids.
AUUCAAUCAACUGUCACCAUUAGGAAUGUAACUCAUUCAAAUAGUAUAUUAUUUAGAGCGUUACAUAUAUAAGAUUAGAUUAACCUUAGAAUAUGGAAAAGAAAAAAUCAAAACAUAAGAAAGAGAUUUUGUCGGAUGAACCCUCUAAACAAGAUAAUAAAAUAGCAAGAUAUUUAAGGUUUAAAAUUCCCUCAAAAAAGGCCAAUAUGUUUGGAAGUAAAGUUCAGUAUUUUACAGCCAAUAAAGCCAUAGACACUAUGAUGGCUUCCAAAUGGGCCACUGGUAAAGCUGCAUCAGAUAUUUCUUUUACAAGUAGAGAAGCUGUUAUAGAAUACUUAAAUACAUUACUCUACAAGAAUUUCUUCCACCGAGUGAGGAAGUUCAUAAAGAUAUUGGAAAUUCCUGAUGAAAAGUCGAAUAACGAAUCCAAUAAAAUCAAUAAUAAUGAUGGAGAUUCUUCCACUAACGAAAAAAAGGCCAAACACGAAGAUGCAAAUGAAAACGAGCCUUCCAAAAACGCUGAAGAAAUUCCUGACAAAAAUACGAAUUUGAGAAAGAGAAAUAAAAAGAGCUCUUCUGAUAAGAAUAGUGUCGAAACAAAAAAGAAAAAGGAUAAGAAGAAAGUCAAACUGGAACUUCAUGAGACACAAGCUUUUGUUGAAGGGAACGAACAGUUUUACGUAUGGGUCUAUGAUCCGGUCCCGAUAAAAACUUGGAUCUUAGGAUUUUUCAUAGUUAUAGGAGCCAUAGUGAUUUGCUUGUUUCCUCUGUGGCCGAUGGCCAUGAGAUCGGGUGUCUACUAUCUCAGUCUAGCUGGAGCAGGCUUUCUUGGUGUCAUUUUAUUCCUCGCCUUGAUGAGGUAUGUGAUAUUUGGAGCUGUAUGGACUAUGACCUUGGGAACACAUCACGUAUGGUUUUUGCCAAACCUUUUGGAGGACGUGGGCUUUGUCGAGUCAUUCAUUCCCUUGUACACUCACAAAAAAUGCCACUCUGCUAGCGGCGUAUCAAAAUCAAAAAAGUCCAAAACGACGCUCAAAAAUCCCGACAGCGACAAAAUGCUCAAAGAUUCGAAAGAUGGUGAUGCUGACGACAAUAAAGAUGCGAAAGGAGGUGGAGCCGGAGAUUAUAAAGAAGACGAUUUUUCGAAUACUUUGGGAGAUGACGUUUCGCUCAAUCACGAUAUCGACAUACCGAAUAAAAAUGGCGAUGAUUUCGAAAUGAUUUACGACGAUUCUAAAUAGAAUAUUAUAUUAUUUAAAAAUAGUUUUUUUUUAAAAAAAAUCGCCUGAAAUGAUGUAUUUAUUUUUCGUCAUUUUAAUGUAUUUUAAAAUGCAUUAUAUUUUUUUGAGAGGAGAACAGAAAUAUAUUUGCAAUAAAAACCUGUCCGGGAGAGGGAAUAUAUAAUAGUAUUGUAUUAUUUAUUUAUUUUAAAUUGUUAGAAUUAUAUCAAAUAAUUUUAGGUUAUAUUUGAUUCAAAAUAAAUUUUACAUUUAAAGGGA